This is a messenger RNA of Cuscuta epithymum, 3924 nucleotides long. The record is from the annotation of a GenBank genome assembly. NCBI's taxonomy places the organism in Eukaryota, Viridiplantae, Streptophyta, Magnoliopsida, Solanales, Convolvulaceae.
GGGUGAACUGCUUUGAGCAUAAACGGCUCAGUUAAAACUUAAAAGCCAAGCCACCAAGCCAGAGGGAUUGUACCCGUCUAUCGUUUUCGGCCCCUGGUCGCAACUUCGCCGGAGCCAACAGCGAAUAAACUAGGCCACCGUACCACCUCUCUCCAAUUUCCUUAAUAAUCUUCAAAAGCCACCCUAACACCGCCAUUUUCGCCCGCAACCUCCUUAAACCCCUCACAGCUCCCCAUUUCUGUAUUCACCGAUUCGACUCAGCAUAGCUAUCCGAUCCUCGCAGCAAACAGCGCCUAUUGGUAGACCGGCCGAUUGACAGAUUGUUUCCAUAUCGGCUAGUGACUAUGGCGCUAUCGACAGCCGACUUGCCGGCGAUGUACUCGCUCCUAACCGACUCACUGUGCGCCGACCAGAGUGUACGGAAGCCCGCUGAGGCUGCUCUCGCUCAGUGUGAGAGUCGCCCCAGUUUUUGCUCAUGCCUCAUGGAAGUCAUCACAGCGAAGGAUUUGACAGCUCAAGGGGAUGUUCGAUUAAUGGCAUCUGUCUACUUCAAGAACAGCAUCAGCAAGUACUGGAGGAACAAGCGGGGUGACUCAAUGGGAAUAAGCAGUGAAGAGAAGUCUUAUUUAAGGCAAAAACUUUUAGCACACUUGAGAGAAGAGAAUUACCAGGUUGCCCUUACUUUGUCUGUGAUCUUUUCAAAGAUUGCCCGCUUUGACUAUCCGAGAGAAUGGCCAGAUCUUUUUUCCAGUUUGGCACAGCAGCUUCAAUCAGCUGAUACUCUAGCUACACACAGAAUUUUCAUGAUUCUUUUCCGCACUCUGAAGGAGUUGUCUACAAAGCGUCUUGUCUCAGACCAAAGGAACUUUGCAGAGAUAUCAAGACAAUUCUUUGAAUACUGCUGGCAUCUUUGGCAGGCUGAUGUUCAGACUAUACUACAUGGUUUCUCAGCCCUUGCCCAAAACUUUGGUGCAAAUGCUUCUGAACAUAAUCAUGAAGACCUUUACCUUACUUGUCAGAGAUGGUUUUUGUGUUCCAAAAUAGUUCGUCAGUUGAUAAUUUCUGGAUUUCCGAGCGAUGCGAAGACCUUGCAGGAGGUGCGGCAUGUCAAAGAGGUUUCUCCAGUGAUUUUGAAUGCCAUUCAGUCAUUUCUUCCAUUUUAUUCAUCUCUCCAAGAGCAACAUCCCAGAUUCUGGAACUUCGUAAAGCAGGCAUGUCCAAAGUUAAUGAAAAUCUUAGUUGCGGUGCAGCAGCGUCAUCCAUAUUCAUUUGGGGAUAAAUGCGUUCUACAACUUGUUGUGGAUUGUUGUGUUAACAAAAUUGUAGACCCAGACCAACUGAUAUCUUUUGAGCAAUUCCUGAUUCAAUGUAUGAUAAUGUUAAAAACUGUUUUGGAAUGCAAAGAGUACAAGACAACCUUAACAGGACGUGUGGUCGAUGAAAAUAGACUUACAUUUGAGCAGAUGAAAAAAAAUAUGGCUUGUUCUGUUGCUGGGGUCCUUGCAUCUUUUUUUUCUCAUGACAGGGUGAUACUUCUAUGCAAUGUCCUCAUCAGGAGGUACUUUGUUCUCACAGCAAGUGAUUUAGCAGAGUGGUACCAAAAUCCUGAGUUAUUUCAUCAUGAGCAGGAUUCAGUUCUAUGGUCAGAGAAACUUCGUCCAUGUGCUGAAGCACUGUAUAUCAUUUUAUUCGAAACUAAUAGUCAGUUGCUAGGACCUGUUGUGCUGUCUAUACUCCAAGAAGCUAUGCAUGGUUGUCCCGUUUCAGUACAUGAAAUAGCACCACCAUUAUUGCUUAAGGAUGCAGCUUAUGGAGCUGCUGCAUACGUUUAUUAUGAGCUUUCAAAUCAUCUGAGUUUUAAAGACUGGUUUAAUGGUGCACUAUCCUUAGAGCUCACAAAUGACCACCCAAAUAUGCGGAUCAUACACAGAAAAGUUGCAUUAAUCCUUGGGCAAUGGGUUUCCGAAAUAAAAGAUGACACCAGACAAGCUGUGUACUGUGCUCUGAUCAAAUUGCUUCAGGAUGGAGAUUUAUGUGUCAAACUGGCAGCAUGUCGUUCGUUGUAUUUUCAUAUUGAAGAUGCAAACUUCAAUGAGUCUGAGUUUUCAAAUCUUCUUCCCAUUUGUUGGGAUCUAUGCUUCAAAUUGGUAGAGGAAGUUCAAGAAUUUGACUCCAAGGUUCAAGUUUUGAAUACAAUUUCUGCUCUUAUAGCCCACAUUACUGAAGUGUUUCCAUUUGCAAACAAGUUGGUGGUGUUUUUCCGCAAGGCAUGGGAGGAAUCUUCUGGUGAAAGUCUUCUGCAGAUUCAGCUUCUUACUGCACUAAAAAAUUUCGUUCAAGCUCUUGGCUAUCAGUCCCCCAUCUGUUACAACAUACUGCUUCCUAUUUUACGUAGUGUAAUUAAUGUAAAUAGCCCAGAUGAGCUACUUGAAGAUGGCAUGCAGUUAUGGGAAGCCACACUCAUCAAUGCUCCAUCAAUGGUAUCUGAACUACUAGGAUGUUUUCCUUGUCUUAUAGAAAUUCUGGAAAGAAGUUUUGAUCACUUGAAGGUUGCUGCUAAUAUUAUUGAGGACUAUGUUAUUUUGGGUGGAAGGGAGUUUGUGAGUGUGCAUGCUUCCAGCAUCACUAAGUUUCUUGAUCUCGUGGUUGGAAAUGUCAAUGACCGUGGGCUGCUUUCAGUACUUCCUGUGAUUGAUAUUCUAGUUCAGUGUUUUCCAGGGGAAGUGCCGCAACUGAUCAGCAUGAGUCUACAGAAAUUAAUUGUCAUAUGCUUGACGGGAGGAGAUGAUCACGAUCCUUCCAAGACAGCGGUAAAAGCAUCUACAGCAGCUUUGCUAGCACGGAUUUUGGUCAUGAAUACAAAUUGUCUUGCCCAGUUAACAGCUGAGCCUUUCCUGACAGUAAAUCUUCAGAAAGCUGGUUUCCCCACUGAAGAAAACAUACUGCUUUGCCUUGUAGACAUAUGGCUUGAUAAGAUUGAUAAUGUUACAUCUCACCAGAAGAAAACAGUUAGUUUAGCCCUUUCUGUAGUUUUGACUUUAAGGCUGCCUCAAAUUCUGGAUAAACUUGAACCAAUUCUAAGUAUAUGUACUAGUAUAAUACUAGGGGGAGGCGAGGAGGACCUAAAUGAAGAAGAGUCCAGCAGUGAUAACAACAGCUGUAGCAGGCCUAAUUUUCCAAGUAAAGAGUUGAGGAGGAGACAGAUUAAGUUCUCAGAUCCUAUCAAUCAGAUUUCACUAGAGAACUCAGUGAGAGAGAAUCUUCAGACAUGCUCAGCUCUUCACGGGGAAUCUUUCAAUGCUGCCAUUGGUAAAAUGCAUCCGUCACUCCUGGCCCAAGUAAAGCAAGCACUGAAGAUGCCAUAGAUGGUUGUGAUGGGAUUUCUGGUUUAAAAGAUUCAUUUUCUUUCUCAUGAUCCCAUUGGAGGGUGAAGAAGGAUGGCGAAGGUGUCUUCGACCAUCAACCCCCAUACAUUUCUUUUUUGCAUUUGCGGGAGUGGUUGUUGCGGAUAUAUGGUGUCAGUUCUUGGAGAGUAGUUAUUAUGCUUUUGUUCCAUUUCUCCCUCACUGCCUCCUGCAGAGGUGGAGGUUGUUAUACACUUAUGCUGUAAAUAAUGAUCCUUCCAUGUCGUGGUUUUUGAGGCAUAACAAGGAUCGCCAUAUAGAUAUGCCAGCUGAUAAGUGAAAAGUCAAUGUUAUGGUGCUUCAAUUGGAGCGGUUGAUUUUAUGGUUGCUGUGCCUUUUUGUAUUGAGUUGUUCUGAGUCCAGGUGGACGCCUUUUCAUUUGACCAUCAUAUUGAGUAAUGUAAUAUGCAAACAUAUUCAAGUUAUCCAUGUACUUGCAACAUGCCCAUUUGACAUGUGAGUUUUACAUUUUCUCGAUAUAUAUAAUUGAUUUUUUUCAGACAUCUUACGAAAAUCAACC